AGCUGCUUCCUGGUUUCCAGUCACGUUGGGCUGCACUACAAAUAUCACCCUACUUUCUCCAUAGGUGUACUUUAUAGGGUCAUUAAUACAGCACACCGAGUGCACUAUAUAUCAUGAACUGAGCUUUUUUUUUGUCAUUUGAGACACACACACACACAAGGAGAGAAGACGUUCGUUUGUCCCUUUAACAUGUCCAGUCCAGCCCACGUGUCCAGGGUCCGAGCCUUGUAUAAGAGGAUCCUCAUGCUGCACAGAUUCAUGCCCAUUGAUCUCAGGGUUCUCGGUGAUCAGUACGUCAAGGAUGAAUUCAGAAGACACAAAUCUGCAGCUCCAGAACAAGUCCAGUGCUUCAUGAAGGAAUGGGAGGACUACAAAGACACGCUACAGACGCAGGUGCUCGAGGCUGCAGGAAGCAAAAAGAUGGAGUUCGGGGCCGAACUGUCCGAGCGUCAUCUCAGAGACUUUCAGGAAGAACAGAUCGGGCAGCUUUACGAGCUGAUGCUGGAAUCCACCAAACCCACACGGCAGUUCGACAUCCAGGAGGACGGGCCACCGAAAUGAUCAGACGUCCUACUAUGAUUUACCUACUGUCUGUACAUUAAGAAUUGUAAUAAUAUAAUUAUACAUUACCUUGAUUGCACUGAA
Tachysurus fulvidraco (yellow catfish) is the source of this 645-nucleotide messenger RNA. RefSeq names its product succinate dehydrogenase complex assembly factor 3 (gene sdhaf3). Gene Ontology annotation, biological process: succinate metabolic process; mitochondrial respiratory chain complex II assembly. Gene Ontology annotation, cellular component: mitochondrial intermembrane space; mitochondrion. The transcript has 2 exons. The record is from RefSeq and is a predicted model, not a curated record. NCBI's taxonomy places the organism in Eukaryota, Metazoa, Chordata, Actinopteri, Siluriformes, Bagridae. Bases 190 to 561 code for a protein of 123 amino acids.